This is a messenger RNA of Strigops habroptila (Kakapo), 1261 nucleotides long. It is a transcript of the gene P2RY13, whose product is annotated as purinergic receptor P2Y13. The coding region runs from base 96 to 1127 and encodes 343 amino acids. NCBI's taxonomy places the organism in Eukaryota, Metazoa, Chordata, Aves, Psittaciformes, Psittacidae. Gene Ontology annotation, cellular component: membrane. The record is from RefSeq and is a predicted model, not a curated record. The transcript is spliced from 2 exons. Gene Ontology annotation, biological process: G protein-coupled receptor signaling pathway; negative regulation of adenylate cyclase activity. Gene Ontology annotation, molecular function: G protein-coupled purinergic nucleotide receptor activity.
CUCCUGUCAGCAGAUGAACAGUGGAUGAACCAGAGAAAGCCAAAGACCCCUCUCUGAAACAGCUGCUGCCAGGCUUGCUCAGUCUAUUUCCAACCAUGGGAGACUUUGAAAAUGAGAGCAUUGUCAGUAACUCCAGUGGAGCACCUUCCUCUGCACUGUGCCACCGAGACACCACAGUCACCCACCUGGUCUUCCCAGCACUGUAUACACUCAUCUUCCUGCUGGGACUCAUACUGAACAGCCUGGCUUUGGGGGCUUUCUGCCACAUUCCAAGCACAUCAACUUUCAUUGUCUACCUGAAAAAUAUCUUAGUUUCUGAUUUGAUAAUGACCCUGAUGAUUCCUCUGAAAAUCCUGACGGACUCUGGCCUGGGACCAUGGCAACUCAAAGCCUUUGUCUGCCGCUUCUCAGCCGUAGUGUUUUAUGACACCAUGUAUAUUAGCAUCGUGCUACUGGGUCUCAUUGCUUUUGACAGAUUUCUCAAGAUUGUGCGACCUUUUGGGAAGUUCUGGGUGCAAAACCUGACUUCAGCAAAGAUCCUCACGGGUCUGGUCUGGCUCUUCUUCUUUGUUCUUUCACUGCCUAACAUGAUCUUUUCAAACAAGAAAGCAACACCCCAAUCUGUGAAGAAGUGUGCCUUGUUGAAGAAUUACUUUGGGCUCAAAUGGCAUGAAGCUGUCAAUUAUGUAUGUCAGUUCAUCUUCUGGACUGUUCUCAUCCUCAUGCUUCUAUUUUAUAUAAUUAUUGCCAAAAAAGUCUAUGAGUCUUAUAUGAAAACACAGAAGAAAGAAAACAAAAGUGAACGGAGAAUCAAAGGAAAAGUAUUCAUCAUUUUUACUGUGUUUUUUGUAUGCUUUGCCCCCUUUCAUUUCAGCAGAGUACCCUAUACUCUGAGUCAAACAACCACCCGAAUAGACUGCCAUCUGCAGAACCAGCUCUUUGUGGCAAAAGAAAGCACUCUGUGGCUGGCUGCCACAAACGUCUGUAUGGACCCCCUGAUAUAUGUGUGCUUGUGCAAACCAUUUGUAGAAAAGGUGUUAUGCAGGAGAGUAAAGACAUUUCAGAAAACAGUUCAUACAAAUCCCAAAACCGAACUGGACACACAAAUGUCUCCUACUGAAUCUUGAUUCUGCAGCUUCACUUGCUACAGCCUCUGCAUAUUCAUUUAGAACUUAAAAAAUAAUUUGUUUUACUUCUGCUGUAGAAAAUGAAAGGGUAAUUGUACUGUAAUAUUAAUACUUAAUAAAACCAGCAAAAUGGA